This is a messenger RNA of Rotaria sordida, 1854 nucleotides long. NCBI's taxonomy places the organism in Eukaryota, Metazoa, Rotifera, Eurotatoria, Philodinida, Philodinidae. The record is from the annotation of a GenBank genome assembly.
AUGGCUCAUUUUACACGUUUUGUUUCAUUUGAAGAUAAAUUCAAUACAAAUCUAUUUACAUUUAUUCUUCCAAGUACAUUUUUAUUAGGUACAGAAGAAAAAUUAAUAACACGAGAAUUUAUUUGUCGACAUAUACCAUUUGCAUUAACAUUUGUUAAAAAUGGUGAUCAAUUAAAUGCAUUUCUAUUACAUCGUAGUCGUGAUACAGAAAGAAUUGAAAUGACACUUGAUUUAAGUGUUACAUUAUUAUGUCGGGAACAUUUUACACGUAAUGAAACAUUUAUUGAAAAAAAUUGUAAAUUUACAAAUAAAGUUACUUUACAUGGAAGAAAAUCAUUUACAUCAGUUAAUCGUUUAUGUUCAGUUGAUUAUAUGGAUGAACGUGGAAAUAUUCAAUGUGAACUUGAAAUAAAAAAUCUUUCUAUAUCAUAUAUAACAGAUGUACAAUUAACGCCACAAUUAAUUAAUCCUCAAUAUGCACAUGUUAUACAUCCGACAAAUAAUCGACAACCAAUUGAUGCUAAAAUUGAAACACCAUCAUUUUUCUAUUCAAAUUAUGAAUGGUGUGUUGUUAUACAACCAAAACUUGAUAGUGUAGGACAACUUGGACAUUUUCGAAUGUUUAUACAACGUUUAACACCAUGUGAUCAUUCUGUUAAAUUAACAUAUCGUGUUAAAUUAAUAGCUGGAUCUUAUACAUGGGAUCCAUAUCAAGAACGUAAAAUAACUCAUCCACAUGAUAGUAAUACAUAUGAAAUAAAUUAUACUGAUGUACAUGGUUUAUGUCGACCAUAUCGUAUUGAUCGUGUACGAGAAUUACUUCAAGCAGAUGGAAAAUUUACACUUACUGUUGAACUUAAAGAUGCUGUUACUGUCUUCCCAAUAAUUGUUGAUCCAUUUGCACCGAAUCCUAUUCCUGUAUCAUUUCUUGAUAAAGAUCAACAAGCAUGGACUGUUGAAGCUUAUAUUGAAGAACAAUGUUUUAUUAUACGUUUAUAUUAUUCUGAUAUAUUUAAAAUUCCUACUGAUUAUGUUCGUUCAAUAUGUUUUAAUAUAACUGUACGUAAUUAUCGUGAUACAAAAAUAACUACAAGUGUUUUUCCAAAACCUGUAACAAAAUAUUAUUCACAAAAAGAUCAUGAUGAAGGUUUAGAAAUAAGUACAACAUUAGAUGUUGAUGAAUUAACUCAACGUGGUUAUUUAAAUGAACAACAAAGUGUUACAAUUGAAAUAGAAAUAUUUUUUUCUCAUUUAAUGUAUUCACCUGAAUAUACACCAUUAGAUGAUAUUGUUCGUAAACAAAAACAACAAAUUAUGCGUGAAUUACAAACAGCACAAAAUGAAAAUUUUCAAUUAGAAAAAAAAUUACAUGAAAUUCAAAUGUCUAUACAAAAUCCGACUAUGUCUAGUCGUUUAUCUGAUAUUCCUAAUGGACCACAAAGUGGUAUAAGUGCACCAACAACACCAAAUGUUGUUCGAAAAUAUUAUGAAAUGAAAUAUGGUGAUAAAAGUUCAACAAGUAAUCCACCACUAUCAAUGUCAAGUAAUGCUACAAGUUUUGAUGGUAUACAAUCAAAUAUAAAUUCUUUACCUAUUCGUAAUGGUGUUUUAUCUGGUAAAGGACCACCAUCAUCAGCGUCAUCUAUUCCACAACCAAAUGUAACAAUGGGUGCACGUAAUACACCAUUUAAAUUUACAACUAAAUUACCUGAUUCAAUACAAAAUACAAUAGCUAAUACAAGUCAAUCAUUACAAUCAAAAUUACCAACUAGUUUACAAAAAUUACCAGCAAGUUUUACACAAGGACCAACUAUAAAUAUGCUUGCUAAUAAAUUUCAAAAUGCAUUUUUAUAG